AGUAGGGCUAAAACCACAGCCUACAUCUGUAGUAGGCUGCAGUCUCACUUAUGCUCGGUUAGCCUAUAGUAGCCUUCUCCACUCCUCACACCGGGUUGCAUCUUCUGAUUUCCCAAAAUGACUGGAACUGCUUCAGAAACUAGCCCACUACAGGGGACACAGCCACUGAUGUAUUCAGAUGAACGAGAAGAGGACAGUGGCAUCAGGCAACGCUUGACAGAACAGCGGCAGGCUUCCAACAAGAACCGAUUGGCCAGGAGUAAACUCUGUAGCCCACCAUGGAGGAAGUUUUUCUUGUGGCACCUGUGUGAUGACUGGAUCAUCCUCAUCCUGCUGGGAAUCAUCCCAGCCGCCUUCAGCUGGGCCAUGGACUAUGGCAUUGACUUUGGCCUGGACAGUACGAGGUGGCUGUAUGAAAAGGCUCACAGUAAUGUGAUUCUGCAGUAUCUGGCCUGGAUCUCCAUUCCUAUACUACUGAUCAGCUUCGCAGCACUCUUCACCUACUUUGUAGGACCACAAGCUGCUGGAUCUGGAAUUCCAGAGAUAAAGACUAUUGUAAAAGGGGUCAACGUUAAAGAUCAUCUCAGUCUCAACACUCUGCUGGCCAAACUCGUCGGCCUCACCUGUGCCUUGGGCACCGGCAUGCCUCUGGGGAAAGAGAGCCCAUUUGUGCACAUCGCAGGCAUUUGUGCCACACAGCUGUACAGAUUUGCCUGUUUCGUUGGUAAGACUAAAAAGAGGGAAUCUGUGAACAUCGAGUUUGUGAUAUCCGGCUCUGCUGUUGGGCUCGCCGCCUGCUUCGGCUCGCCUGUUGGAGGUUUGCUGUAUGGUAUAGAGGUAGCCUCAUCAUUCUUUAUGGUUAGAAACUACUGGAAAGGACUCUUCGCUGCUACAAUCAGUGCCUUCAUGUUCAGACUACUGCCAAUGUGCGCUGGAAGAUUCGAAACGGUCACUCCCCUCUUUAAGACGUGGUACCGCCAGGACUAUCCCUACGAGCCCCUCGAGAUUCUGUCCUUCUGUGUCCUAGGGAUACUGAGUGGUCUUUUUGGAGCGUUUUUCGUCUUCAUGAAUGGUGUGAUGGUGCGCUUCAUUCGGAGCCCCAGACCCAUCAGCAAAUUCCUUGUCAAGACGCGUGUGCUGUAUCCUGUUAUAGUUACUUUGGUGAUCGCAACUCUGACCUUCCCCCCUGGUUUUGGGCAGUUCAUGGCAGGCGAGCUGACACAGAGGGAAACCCUGGAAGCCCUUUUCGACAACUACACAUGGUCCACGCACUUAAAGGAGGAGCAUUUCGAACAUUCUGACCACUCAGUGGCCUGGAAACACGCCAAGGUCAAUGUGUUCGGCACCCUCGCCAUUUCCUUCAUCACGAAGUUUUUCAUGUCAGCUGUGGCCAUCUCCAUGCCUGUACCAUGCGGAGCCUUUGUGCCAGCUUUCGUCAUUGGUGCUGGGCUCGGCAGACUGGUAGGAGAAGUGGCAGCUGUGGUGUUACCUCCAGGGAUUCAUAACAACGGCACCCUCUACACUCCAGUGCCAGGAAGCUAUGCAGUAGCAGGUGCAGCUGCGUUGUCCGGGGCAGCCACUCACACCAUAUCCACAGCGAUGAUAGUGUACGAGUUGACGGGUCAGAUCAACUUCAUUUUCCCCAUCCUCUUCGCAGUUAUAGUGGCUAACCUUGUGGCCCAGUGCCUACAGCCAUCUCUGUACGACUCCCUCAUCCGCAUCCGGAAGCUGCCUUACCCGACAGAAACCACCUGGGACAGUCAUGAUGCCCCUUCAGAGCAGGUGGAGGAUUUCAUGGUGAGAGAUGUGAAGUACAUCAGCCUAAACUCCACAUACAAAGACCUCCAAAACGUCCUAAACAGGGAAAAGUAUACAACGUUCCCUCUGGUGAAGUCUGCAGAGACGAUGAUCCUGUUGGGUUCUAUUGAGCGUGCUCAGCUGCAGGCUUUACUGUCUCAGCAGCUCAGUCAUUCACGCCGACUGAAGUACCUCCAGGGCGGAGUUCAUCAGAGCGAAGACAAAGGGUUUGAGGUCUCCAAAGAUUUAAGUACCACACACUCCUUCUCCAAACCUCUCCAAAGACCAGCAGAGGGAGGUUUCCAAGAUUCAGACAUUACCUUAAGGAAUCUCCUCUGCUCCCAUGCCAUUGUGGAGGGACUUGACGAUUAUCCAGAUGUUGAAGACACCAUGACCAAAAGAGAGAUUCUCGAGUGGGAGGAGCAGCAGCUUGAGGAGAAGGUCAACCUAAACAGCUGCAUGGUGGAUCCUGCUUCCAUCCAGCUAGUGGAACGUACAUCUCUGCAAAAGGUCCACAGUAUAUUUUCGCUUAUGGGUCUGGAACUUGCAUAUGUCACCGAUGCUGGGAAACUCAUAGGGGUCGUGUCGCGCAGAGAGCUACAAAAAGCCUUUGAGGACUCUGUGAAGAAACAGGGGGUCAAUACUCACCCACCCAUGGAGUCCUUCUUGGAGAGCAGGACCAGGCGUAGGGCCACGAACACCCCUGAGGCCUCGGAGCUCCAAAAGCUCCUGGGCAGCCAGAGCAGCCUCAACCAGUCCCCAGAGCCAGAGGAGUAGUAAUGAGGGAAGGGAAAUUCAUUUUAUCCUUGCUGUGAAUAUGAAAGAGCAGAUGGGUACACCAGCAAAGGGCUACAUGUUCUGAUUUUUUUUUUUUGAGUGAUUUUAUAUAGUUUUGUUUAGAAUCUUUUUCUAAAACCAUACGUUUUAGAAUUCCCAGAGUUGCUUAUGUUACAUUCACACAGCAGGUAAAGUGUUAAAAGUUCCAUUGGUCCAUGUCUGAACAGUUCGUUCUCCUAUGUGCAGAAGAUCAAUGCUUCACGUGAAGUUUCGGUUUCAUCUCAGUCCUUCAUAGAAGCUAGCAUGAAGUUCCAGUGAUUAACAGUUGGGUUUAUUACAGAGAAUACAUUAGAGCUCUCUGAAAAACAGUAUAUUAUGUGUCCAAUACAUUUAAAUUAGUUUUAACUUUAAUUGUAAAUAUGGAAGUAGCCAAAAUAUUAAAUUCACAGUCACACAUAUGAUAUGAAUUUUGACCAUUUUUACCUGCUGUGUCAACAUAGCUACAGACAAGACAUACAUACUUUUCCAAUAACUUUCAGUUUUAAAUCCCUGAUUAUGGUGCAUGCUAUUUAAAUCAGUGUUGUUUUUUGUAACUUCUUUACGCUAUGUGUUUCAUGAUGAAUGGACCAACUGAGCAAUAAAAUUUAUUAACAUGUUA
This is a messenger RNA of Astyanax mexicanus (Mexican tetra), 3232 nucleotides long. Its product is annotated as chloride channel protein 2. Lineage: Eukaryota; Metazoa; Chordata; Actinopteri; Characiformes; Acestrorhamphidae. The transcript has 23 exons. Gene Ontology annotation, molecular function: voltage-gated chloride channel activity. The record is from RefSeq and is a predicted model, not a curated record. Gene Ontology annotation, cellular component: membrane. Gene Ontology annotation, biological process: chloride transport; transmembrane transport. The coding region runs from base 118 to 2574 and encodes 818 amino acids.